Messenger RNA from Botrytis cinerea B05.10, 1107 nucleotides. RefSeq lists its product as hypothetical. Gene Ontology annotation, molecular function: epoxide hydrolase activity. The record is from RefSeq and is a predicted model, not a curated record. The transcript has a single exon. Lineage: Eukaryota; Fungi; Ascomycota; Leotiomycetes; Helotiales; Sclerotiniaceae. Bases 72 to 1010 code for a protein of 312 amino acids.
GACAUAAUUCAAACAUGGGUUACGGAAUGUACCCCACAAUUCCAAAUACGAACGUGUAUAUAUGUUGAGACAUGAGCCACCUAAUCGAUCUUCAACUGCUUGAUUUAAUCACGCAUCGAUACUCAAAGAUGUCUGCUGUACACCUGAAAAAUAUUAAAGCUGAUGGCGUCGACAUAUUUUAUAGAGAAUCCGGGCCCUCUGAUGCUCCUACACUCCUCCUCCUCCACGGCUUUCCUAGCUCGUCUCAUCAAUUCCGCAAUUUAAUUCCUCUUCUAUCUAAGAAAUAUCAUAUCCUAGCUCCAGAUAUCCCUGGUUUUGGGUUUACUACAGUUCCUGAAAGCCUCAACUACAAGUACACAUUCGAUGCUCUAACCACUUCUAUCGAGUCUUUCUUGCGUGAACUGAAAGUUCAAAAAUACUCAAUCUACCUCUUCAACUAUGGCGGUCCAAUUGGAUUACGUCUUGCAAUUCGUCAACCAGAUGCUAUCCAAUCGAUAAUCUCCCAAAACGGUAACGCAUAUACCGAAGGACUCGGUGGUUUCUGGGCUCCCCUCGAGCAGAUGUGGGCAACUAAAACUCCAGAAGAACUUGCUUCUUCCAGAGAAUCCCUCAAGGGGGUCAUCUCCCUGGAUUUUACCAAAUGGCAAUACGUUACCGGGACCCCGGAAGCCAAUCUCCACAAAAUUGCACCAGAGUCUUAUACCUUGGACUAUGCUCUGAUUUCCCGUCCUGGAAACACGGAUAUCCAACUCGAUCUUUUCUACGAUUAUCGUACCAAUAUUGAUUUGUACCCAGAGUUUCAGAAAUUUUUUAGAGAUACAAAUGUACCGAUUCUAGCGGUUUGGGGAAAGAAUGAUGAGAUUUUCGUUCCGGCUGGGGCGGAAGGGUUCAAGAAAGAUAGUGAUAAUGUGGUGGUGGAGUAUCUGGAUGCGGGACAUUUUGCCUUGGAGACUAAUGUUGAGGAGAUUUCGGAUGCAAUUUUGAGGUUUAAGGAGAAGUUUAGACUUUGAGAAAGAGACGGGUUAGUUUGGGAUGUUUGAUCUAGCUUUUUGAGUGAAAAUGGAUGAUAAAAUUCAAAGAAAUGUUCAAAAUUGUUUAAAACAAUCA